Messenger RNA from Acanthosepion pharaonis, 1608 nucleotides. Lineage: Eukaryota; Metazoa; Mollusca; Cephalopoda; Sepiida; Sepiidae. The record is from the annotation of a GenBank genome assembly.
AUGAUUUACUGUUUCGUCUCUCUCUCUCACUCUCUUCCUUUCUCUGUCUCUUUAUUGCCCUUUCCGUCUCUCACUCUCCCUCCCUCUCUCUCUCUUCCUCUCCGUCUCUCAACCUUCCCUCUCUCUUUUUCCUUCCCUCGUUCCCUCUUUCCUUUCCCUCCCCGUCUAUCCCUCCGUCUCUCCGUCUCUCUAUCUCUCGCUCCCUCUCUCUCAUUCUCUCUCCCUCUGUUUCUAGCUAUCUCCCCUCUCCUCCUCCAUCUCACCCCUCUCUCCCUUCUUUCUUCCUCUCUCUCCCCCUCCCUCUAUCUUUCUCCCUUCCUUCUUUCCUCUCCCUCCCCGUCUCUAAACACUCCGUCUCUCCCUCACUCUCUCCGUCUCUCUAUCUCUCCCUCCCCUCUCUCUCCCUCUGUUUCUAGCUAUCUCUGCUCUCCUCCUCUAUCUCGUCUCUCUCCCCCUUCUUUCUUCCUCUCUCUCUCUCACUCUCUUCCUUUCUCUGUCUCUUUAUCUCCCUUUCCGUCCCUCGCUCUCCCUCCCUCUCCGUUUCUCCCUGCCUCUCUCUCUCUUCCUCUCCGUCUCUCCCCCUCCCUCUCUCUUUCUUCCUCAUUCGUUCCCUCUUUCCUCUCUCUCCCCGUCUCUCCCUCCCUUCCUCACCCCGUCUAUCCUUCCGUCUCUCUAUCUUUCCCUCCCUCCCUCUCUCUCCCUCUGUUUCUAGCUAUCUUCCCUCUCCUCCAAGGGUCUCCCUCUCUCCUUCUUUAUUCCUAUCUCUCAAAAAAAACUUCUCUCUUUCUCCCUUUCUCGUUCCUUCUUUCCUCUCCCUCCCCGUCUCUACCCCCCCUCAGCUCCAAAAAAAUUCACUCUCUCCGUCUCUCUAUCUCUCCCUCCCUCUCUUUCCUCCCUUCUUUCUUCCUCUCCCCCUCUCUCCCUUCUUUCUUCCUCUCCCCCUCUCUUUCUUUAUCUCUUUUGCUUUCACAAAGGAUAUUUAUACUCUUUGACGAAGAAGUGUUUAUACGCGCUUGUUUUCAUAAUUGGUUUUCUGAUGCUUUUAUAACUGUCCUCAGGGGUUGUCUUCAGAUCUUCAUUUUAUCAGCCAAUCCCAGCGCUGUUUUUCCUUCAACACGAAAGAGAGAGAGAGAGAGAGAGAGAGAGAGAGAGAGAGAGAGAGGGCAUAAAACUAUAAAACAAAUUCCAAUACUUGUUGAAUCUAUCUAUCUAUCUAUCUAUCUAUCUGUCUGUUAUCUAUCUAUUUCUCAGUCUGUUAUAUAUAUUAUCUUUCUCAUCUAUCUAUCUAUCUAUCAUUCAUCUAUCUAUCUAUUCUAUCUUUUUUAUCUAAUUCUCUUUUUACUUUCAUCCAAUUCUCUUUCUUUCUUCCAUUCUACCAAUUCAUCUAUCUUUAUCUAUCUAUCUAUCUAUCUAUUCUAUCUAUCUAUCUAUCUAUUCAUCUGUUCAUAUCUAUCUGUUCUCUCUAGUCUUUUCUAUCUAUCUAUCUAUCUAUCUAUCUAUCUAUCUAUCUGUCUAUCUAUUCAUCUAUCUAUUCAUAUCUAUCUAUCUAUCUAUCUAUCUAUCUAUCUAUCUAUCUAUCUAUCUAUCUAUUCUUUCCUCACCACUUAA